Durusdinium trenchii is the source of this 1073-nucleotide messenger RNA. NCBI's taxonomy places the organism in Eukaryota, Dinophyceae, Suessiales, Symbiodiniaceae. The record is from the annotation of a GenBank genome assembly.
AGCAAUUGGAUGUCUUGGGGUCGCGGCCAUGGCAACUCUGGGGCUGAAGCCAUUGGACUCGGAGGUGUCGCAAAGCCAUGAAGGCUAUAGUCCAGAACAAGGUUCCUUCGAAGGCCGCCCCUGGGUGCCAGCCAGUACCUGGCAGGAGCCAUGGAGGGAUGAAAGUGGUACUACCACUCCCUGGGGAUGGCCAAUUCCCAUCGAAGAGUGGCAAGGAAGGAAAAAGCGACGAUUCUGCACCUCCUUCCCUGAUGUGAGCCAAUGCCGCCGCGGUGCCGCCUGUGCUUUCGCUCACACAAGGGAAGAGAUCUCUGCUCCGUUGCUGGAAGAACACGAGGAGCAGCAGUUGCCGGGAGCCAUGACGGACGAAUUCUUCAUGUACAAAUACAAGAUCCAUUGGUGCCCAAUUGGUGUGCAACAUGAAUGGCACAAUUGCGUUUAUGGUCACAACUAUCAAGAUGCUCGACGCCCACCCAGUAUCGGCUAUGGUGCCAGGCUUUGCCCCUACUGGUCCAAAAAGGACACAGGAGCUGAAUACUCACAGCGCUGCCCCCUGGGCCUGCGCUGCCCAUACUCUCAUGGUGCCAAGGAGCAGCUGUACCACCCUCACUACUUCAAGACAGUCAUUUGUCGUGAUGUACGCGGGAAGGUUUGUCCUCGGCAAAAGCUUUGUGCGUUUUACCAUCAUCGCAACGAGAAGCGUCCCACGCCGCAGGAUGAAGUGGAUUAUGCUUUGCCUUUGCCGACUGAGAAUUUACCAGACAAGUGGACAGCCGACUUCUUAUCUCCACCGUUCAUGCCAGAGACCACGAAGCAAAAAGAUGGAAAGCCUGAGCGCCAAAGUCCAGAGCAGCCAAUGCAAUCAACGCAGUCAAUGCAGCAACAAUGUGUCUAUUUUAUGCCUAUGGGAUCUACAGAGAGGUCUGAAGAAUUCAAUGCAUUCAACUUUCGUGACUCUGAGGCUUAGGCAAUUGUCCUUCAGAGUCAUCUCUUGCAGUCUCACUCUGUCCUAGCAAGGAUUCGGUUGAGCACCACCCAAAACCAGGGGUUGUGAUAUGUCCCUUUUGCGUGAA